AUGAAGAAAAACGAUAAGGUAAAAGAAAUCCUGAAGAGGCCAGCCAAAUUGCAAGUAACCCAAGAGGAGCUAAACAAAGUGGAACACUCACAAGGGAAUGACCAGUACAACACCUGGUUCGGAAGGUACGUGCUGGAUAAGUUCGACAAAGGUAGCAGUGGUAGCAGUAGCAGUGGUGCACAACAACGCUUUGUGGCAAGGUUCAAAUGUAAACCAGACACAGACUCAGGAUACACAAAGGCAGAUAAAAAUUUGACAAGCAAACAACUUUUUUGCAUCUACUUUGCAAGAGGUUGUUGUGCUUACGGACAUAACUGCCUCUACAGACACCGAAUUCCAAACGAAAAUGAUGAGUUACAGUUUGAACAAACCAUCGAUAUUUUUGGACGAGAAAAAUUCAGCACCUUUAAGGAAGACAUGAGUGGGGUGGGUAAUUUUAACAGUGAGUGCAGAACUCUCUUUAUUGGAGGUAUUCACAUUGAUACCUUCGAGCAAGUUCACUUAAUCGAACAGAUUCUAUAUGAUGAAUUUAGCAACUUUGGACCCAUUGACUAUGUAAGGUAUGUGCCUUUUAAAAAUAUUGCAUUCGUUCAAUAUUCCUACAGAGUGAAUGCUGAGUUUGCCAAG
Messenger RNA from Plasmodium cynomolgi strain B, 627 nucleotides. RefSeq lists its product as hypothetical. The record is from RefSeq and is a predicted model, not a curated record. The annotation marks the transcript as partial. The transcript has a single exon. Gene Ontology annotation, cellular component: U2-type catalytic step 2 spliceosome; Prp19 complex; U2-type catalytic step 1 spliceosome. Lineage: Eukaryota; Apicomplexa; Aconoidasida; Haemosporida; Plasmodiidae. Gene Ontology annotation, molecular function: metal ion binding; U6 snRNA binding; pre-mRNA binding.